Molecule: messenger RNA, 567 nt
Organism: Suillus fuscotomentosus
Lineage: Eukaryota; Fungi; Basidiomycota; Agaricomycetes; Boletales; Suillaceae
Exons: 4
Coding region: 1-567 (188 amino acids)
Source: RefSeq, a predicted model, not a curated record
AUGUCCGGUUCACCCCCUCGUAAGGGCCUGCGACAAUGCGUCCACGUUGGAAGUAAUGUCACGCUAAACUUCCGACUUUUCUCAGUGCAUAAACAAAGGAGCUCUGAUAUCGAUGGGCUACACGACGAAGACUGCGAGCCAUUCCUUCAGAUCAAUGAAGCGAUCCCUAGAGGAACUCAGACAGCUGACAAGGACGAAGAGCCCCAAGCGGAAGUAGCAUCGGAGCUGCGUCGCGUCAAGAAAGAGCUAGAAAACGCGGAAAAUGUUAUUGCGCACCUUUCUGAAAGGGUAGAUACAUACAGGUAUAGAUGGCUGGAAGAAUACUACCGCGCCGACAACCUGGAGCGCCAUAUGCCAUGUGACGUCCAUGUGCCUGUGCUUGGUCAAAUUCCAGAGGGCAUGGUGUCCCCCGCUUUCUUUCCAGAGCUCUUCACCUGGAAUGAAGCUUCAGAACGGGGAGAUGGUCAACUGUUAGAACGGCAGAGCACGAAGAGCACCGCACCUGGUGAAGGGGAGAAUGAUGGAGCUGAGCAGAAUCUAUUGGGAGAUAAAAAUAUUGGCGAAUGA